This is a messenger RNA of Meloidogyne enterolobii, 723 nucleotides long. The record is from the annotation of a GenBank genome assembly. NCBI's taxonomy places the organism in Eukaryota, Metazoa, Nematoda, Chromadorea, Rhabditida, Meloidogynidae.
AUGCAAAAUUUGACAAAUUCUUUUUCAAAUCAAAUAAUAAACGAUUUAUUACUAAAUAAUAGUCUUCCCCAUCAUUUGCUUUAUUUACAAUAUAAAAAUUCGGGGCCAAGUUUAUUAUUGUUACUUCCUGCAGUUUUGUUAAAUUUAAUUGGUAUACCUGGAAUUACUGGAAAUUUAUUUUUAAUUUAUGUAACAAUUAAAGAAAAAAAAUUGAGAGGGCCAACAAAUUAUUUAUUGGCUUUAACUGCUUUUUUCGAAAUUCUCCAUCAAUCUGCCCAUUUUGUUUUUUUAUUUGUUGCGGCCAGUGGAAUCAAUUUAAUUAAUUAUUCUACAGCUUUAAUAUUUCAAUUACAUUCAAUUUUUGGUAUAGCGGCAGUUCAGAUUUUGUUUGUGUCUACAGCUGCUGACAGACUUUUUUCUUUUUUAAUUCCAUUAAAAUAUGUUAAAUUAAAUAUUCGCCUUUAUUUGGGGUUUCAUUUAUUUUUGGCUAUUUCAAACGGAAUUUGGAUGUCAAUAAAGGCUUUAAACGUUGCCUAUAAAUAUCCAACAAUCCCUGUGACUGGACAUAUUAGCGAUUUAUUUGUUUCAGAUAUGGAUAUUAUUUUUGCAUUCUUUAUGUAUUUAUCUAUAUUAAAUGUUAUAAUUUAUAUUUUUGUUUGGAUAAGUGUUCGGUAUUUAAAUUCUGGUAAUUCUUUUGUACUUGCAGAAAGAAUAUAUGAAUAA